Molecule: messenger RNA, 636 nt
Organism: Acanthosepion pharaonis
Lineage: Eukaryota; Metazoa; Mollusca; Cephalopoda; Sepiida; Sepiidae
Source: the annotation of a GenBank genome assembly
AUGAAUAUCUGUUCGUUUUCUAUCUAUCUAUCUAUCUGUCUAUCUAUCUAUCUAUCUAUCUAUCUUGUUAUUUUCAACUAUCUAUCUAUUUAUCUAUCUAUCUAUCUAUCUUGUUAUUUUCAACUCUCUAUCUAUCUAUCUAUCUAUCUAUUUAUCUAUCUUUUUGUUAUUAUUUAUCUAUCUAUCUAUCUAUCUAUAUCUAUUUAUCUUGUGCAUAUCUUUCUCAAUCUUUUUAUCUAUUUCAUUUUUUCUUAUCUAUCUAUCUAUCUUGGUAUUCUCAUCUAUCUAUCUAUCUAUCUAUCUUGCCAUUCUCAUCUAUUUAUCUAUCUAUCACUGCCUGAGGUUUUUCUUGCGACAAAUCUCUUUCCGUAUAAGUCACUUCUAAUUUUAUGUAGGAGCAACGUGGAUCUAUCUUGGUAUUCUCAUCUAUCUAUCUAUCUAUCUAUCUAUCUAUCUAUCUAUCUAUCUAUUCUCAUUUCAUUCUGUCUUUAUCUAAAUUUGUUAUUAUCUUUUUUCUCUCUACGUAUAUCCUAUAUCUCUACGUAUAUCUCAUUCUCUUUCUAUCUAUCUAUCUAUCUAUCUAUCUAUCUAUCUAUCUAUCUAUCUAUCUAUCUAUGUUCAUAUUUAUCUCAAUAA